Ostrea edulis (European flat oyster) is the source of this 2540-nucleotide messenger RNA. Its product is annotated as F-actin-capping protein subunit alpha-2-like. Gene Ontology annotation, cellular component: actin cortical patch; F-actin capping protein complex. Gene Ontology annotation, molecular function: actin filament binding. The record is from RefSeq and is a predicted model, not a curated record. The coding region runs from base 361 to 1194 and encodes 277 amino acids. NCBI's taxonomy places the organism in Eukaryota, Metazoa, Mollusca, Bivalvia, Ostreida, Ostreidae. The transcript is spliced from 10 exons. Gene Ontology annotation, biological process: barbed-end actin filament capping; actin cytoskeleton organization.
GUGAGUUACCCAGGAGAAGGAUUUCCUGUUUGAAACAGAAACCAAAUAAACUGGUGUAACCCAGGAAUGAUGAUGGAGGAAUGAUGAUCAUGAUCACUGUAAAUGCAGGACUUUACUAGCAGUGUAAUUAGUGAGAGGAAUCAAUGGAUUGAAAUGACAGAGUGCAAUAAAUUUCCCUCAUGAAGUAUAGAGAUACAUUGUACUUUUAUAAACAGAAAAUUAGCUUGUGGAUCUUUGUAUAAUUAUAAUGUGGGCAGAGUUCCAGGUUGUUUGUACUAUGGGAUCAGCUGACUGUACAACAAUAACCCCAUGUUUUCAUUGUUUGCAUAUAUACCCAUAAAAGUGUAGGUUUAGUAGUUUAUGGUGGCCAUUGCCUCGGACUUUAUUUUGCACGCCCCACCUGGAGAAUUUAAUGAAGUUUUUAAUGAUGUGAGGAUCUUGUUGAAUGACGAUGAUUUGCUGAAGGAAGGAGCCUCAGGGUCAUUUGCCCAGUACAACAAAGACCAGUUCACUCCAUGCAAGAUAAGUGGAGCAGACGAGUUAGUUUUAAUAACAGAACAUGGAGAUUUGGGUGGUAGUAGAUUUCUAGAUCCAAGGACCAAACAGUCUUUCAAAUAUGAUCAUUUACGAAAGGAGGCUAGCGACGUCCAGUCAGCUAAAGUGGACUCUGCAGCUGAAUCCUGGCGGUCAGCGAUUGAGUCUUCACUAAUGACCUACAGAGAUCAGCACUAUAAACAGGGGGUGGUGACCGUUUAUGGGAACAGCUCAGGGGGAAACACUACAAUCAUAGCAUGCAUUGAAAGCCAUCAAUAUCAACCCAAAAAUUUCUGGAAUGGGAGAUUGAGGUCACAAUGGUCCGUUACAUUCCCAGAGUCAGGGGGUGGGAAGGCAGAACUGACGGGGAUCAUCAAAGUACAGGUGCAUUACUAUGAGGAUGGAAACGUUCAAUUAGUAACAUCUAAAGAAGUGAAACAGACCCUCAGCAUCUCAUCUGAGGAACAAACAGCUAAAGAUUUUGCCAAGAUAGUAGCUGAUGCGGAGUCUGAUUACCAGAAAGCCAUCGGAGAAAAUUACUUGACCAUGUCGGACACCACUUUUAAAGCCCUACGACGCCAGCUUCCCGUCACCAGAACGAAAAUAGACUGGAACAAAAUUAUAGGUUAUAAAAUUGGAAGCGAGCUGAAGAAUGCAUGAAGAGUGGGUGACUAAUGAUUCCAGGUUUAUCUAAAUCCAUCUCUGAAGACUUUUCACAGACUUCCACUGUCAAUACAAGUGACCUGUCAUUUGUAUAAGAGUGCUAAUGGAACGGAUGUAGAUAAUCGUGAUAAAAGGGAAAUAAUAUUUCUGUACAUUCUUCUAUCAUGUAUGAUGACGCUCAUCGCAUUAAUGUUGAUUUUUCUUUUUUCUUAGUUUGGAUAUCUGUUGUAGAACUCGGAAUCUAAAUUUGUAUGGCUAGAGAAUAUAUGAAUUAUUUCUAAGGAAAAUGAUAUGGCUUGUUGCUGUUAAUUAUUUUUUUUAUAUAAGUAAUGGUGAGAAAAUUCAUGUGCAAUAUUGUUAGCCAAUUGUUUACUUUUUGUAUCAAAUCACAUGUACAAUUUUGACAUGGUAUGUAAAUUUGUUUUGAUUAAUUUGAAGGAAAAUAUAAGCGUAUUUAUGAGUGUACCUUUGCAUCCAUAUAUGUAAACAUUUUUCUUUCAAUAAAAUAUCUUAUUAUGUCAAAAUAUAUGGGGACAUAAAGAGCAUUUAGGAGACAUGAUAAAUAUUGAGUAAGGAUUUGUGAAAUUAAAAUUCCUAUUGAGUAGCAAUAAGUAUUAUAAUUUGCAACUAUGAGAGAAUGUUAUAAAAAAAAAAAUAAUAACAGUGAUUUAGUAUUACACAAGUAUCCAUGGAAGUAUUUAUAAAUGAAGUCCCAACAGAUUAUUCUUAAUCUUCAAUUUAAAAACCAUGUAAAUUACUGAAAAUGUUGAAAUUUACAUGUGGUGAUUAAUAUGCACUAAAUAUGCCAGAAAAAAAAAUGUACUCCUUGCAUUUGUUCUGCAGUGGUGUUGUAUAUUUUAGCAAAGUACAGCAUCAGGAAAUGAUCACCCCAUCUGUAAGGGUCACUGUAAGAAGUCCCAGAAUUUUUCCAGGAAGUCGCCUAAUUACCAGUGUCCAAGUUUCCAAUUUGUGAAAUGAUUUAAUUUGCACUAACAAUGAUGAAAUAAAAUAUACAUGUAAUAAUUUUCAAUUCUUUUCCAUGACUGGGCAAACAAAUUUACAAGAUCAACCUAGCCUGAAAAUUGAAAUAUUACGUAAUUUUGACAGGCCAAAAAUGUAGCUCCAUCUCUGAAUGGUUUUGUUUUUCUCUAGGCAAAUUAGGAAGAGGGUUUUCUGUCUGAAAAUAUAAAUGCCAUAACGCUUGAGUAUCGAAGAUCACAAGCUAUUUAUAGCAUGUCUCUUAGACCUUUUGUUAACAGACCAAUGUUCCAUGUAAAAAUAUGUAUGAUCAUAAGUGUAUAUGACUUCUGUAUGAAUAUAAAAUCUAACACAGUGAACUAAAA